UCUCUGCUCUUUGCGGGUGAGGUCGGUCAAACAAAGCAACUGGAAGGACUUUCCCUGCCCGAGGAGUAGAGCUCGACUUUCCGCCGUGCAGCAGAGCCGUGUGCACCGCACCGGUGAGCGGGUCACACCGCGGCACUUUGGAUAACUCACAGCUGCCGUUUGCCAAGGCUCAACCGCGUCCCGCUCCAAGAACAGCAGCACACAUUGCCAUGAACGAUUUAGUCGGACAGCAUAGGUGACUUUGGACUUUUGAUUUCCUCAAUCUCCUUCUUUUCUUUCCUUUUUCGGAUUUUCUGGCGAGAAAAAAAAAUCCACGGUGGAAGCAUAUGCCAACAAACUCGCUCUGUGCGCAUAGGGAGGGUAUUUUGCCCAAGAUGCAGGUGGAUCGGAGCUGUGUGGUUUCCAGUGCGUGGUAUGCGUGUCUGAUUUUACUUUUCUCAACUCUGGGUACCAGGGUCAGUGAGGUGGGAGGCACCCACCAAAGCAUCCCUCCGUCCGUGGUGAAGCUGUGGGCUUCAGCUUUUGGUGGGGAGAUAAAGUCCAUCUCAGCAAAGUACUCCGGCUCCCAGCUGCUGCAGAAGAAAUACAAGGAGUUUGAGCGGGCCGUACGGGUGGACGAGAUUGAUGGGCUGCGGCUGGUGAAGAGGCUGGCAGAAGACAUGGAGGAGAUGUUUCACAAGAAAGCCGAGGCAAUGAAGGCUGACUCCUCCACACCCGCAAGACCGCAAAAUGAGCCUUCCGAAGUCAUCUUAGACGACCCUCAGAGGUCGUCGAAGGAUGACUUCGGUCAGGGGGUUGAGCCCCUGAAGGCCGGCCCCUGA
Messenger RNA from Notothenia coriiceps (black rockcod), 821 nucleotides. Its product is annotated as voltage-dependent calcium channel subunit alpha-2/delta-3-like. Lineage: Eukaryota; Metazoa; Chordata; Actinopteri; Perciformes; Nototheniidae. The coding region runs from base 327 to 821 and encodes 164 amino acids. The record is from RefSeq and is a predicted model, not a curated record. The transcript is spliced from 4 exons.